AUGAGCGCAUUUGAGGGGUUGCCUGAGGCCUUCUUGAGGCCUCAGUUUCGCCAGGCCAAAGUCGCCGGGUGUACGUACCGGCAAAUUGAGGUUGACGACGGCUCUCGGGACUUGUUUGACCUGCCCCUCUGGGAUCAGAACGACAAUCUGCAUAAGUGGCAAAGGAAAAAAGGAGGUGACACUGGAGACGGUGGAGACAACGAAGCGCACGUCAGACACUGGGAAGCGGAGGACGACUAUCUCGACGAGGAAGCGAGUCUGUUGACGUUUGAUGACUCGUCCAGUUCUUGGACGCUGCACAUGAGCAUUCCGCGCGCUUUGCACCAUGCGGUUGUCGGGAAAAGAGGACAGAAGUUGCGUGAACUGGAGAGGGAUUUUCACGUGUCCAUUCAAAUGCCGUCUGCGAAUGAAGAGGAGGUAACCAUACAGGGGUCUCAGCGCGAUUCGCUUCUCUCGGUGAAGGCAGAAAUCGAACUCCUGCUCGAACAGCAGAAGCCCGCGAGACGCUACUCCCAUUUCAUCUGCAUCCCCCUUACCGACCCCCGAUUAGGGGAAAGAUUUAACAUCUUCAAAGCGCAGUUAAAAGCCGCCUAUCCUGACCUCGACGAGGCGCUCUUUGCUCAACCGAACCGCCUGCAUUUCACCAUUCUUAUGCUAAACCUUCCCACCAAGGAGAGUGAAGAGACGUGCCGGCAUUUCCUGGAGUCUCUUGGACCGCGAAUCUACGACGCCGUCGACACACGAUGCAUGCGGCUACACCUUAAGGGUCUGGAAAUCCUGAACGAUGACCCCUCGUCAGCCCAUGUGGUGUACACCACGCAGUAUAGUGGGAACGACGCCGACCAGGAGACGCUCGACAGGCUGAACCGUCUCUGCGAGGCGGUUAUCGUCGCAUUUAAAGAAGCGGGAAUCGUCACGGACGAGGAACUUCGUCGCCAGCGCCUCGUCGACAGUGAAGGCAAGAAAUGCUCCGUCAAACUGCAUGCGACAGUCAUGAACACGACUUACCAGAUCCGGAAGGCCAGGCGCUCCCGCCCCGACGCCGAAAACGAAGAUUCUUCUUCGGCGCUGGAGAGGCGACGCGAGGCCAUUCGACACGCCCGUGGAGGCUUCGAUGCCACUCAGUUGCUCAGAGAUUUCCGUCUCUUUGAUUUCCUCAAUGCCCAAGCGACUUGCGUCAGUCUGUGCAGUCUGACUGGCAGCGAAGAACAGGGAGGUUUCUACCGAACUGUCGCCUCGGUGCGACUUCCAUAG
Messenger RNA from Neospora caninum, 1254 nucleotides. RefSeq lists its product as hypothetical. The coding region runs from base 1 to 1254 and encodes 417 amino acids. Gene Ontology annotation, cellular component: nucleus. The transcript is spliced from 2 exons. Gene Ontology annotation, molecular function: RNA binding. The record is from RefSeq and is a predicted model, not a curated record. Gene Ontology annotation, biological process: DNA alkylation repair; regulation of DNA-templated transcription. NCBI's taxonomy places the organism in Eukaryota, Apicomplexa, Conoidasida, Eucoccidiorida, Sarcocystidae.